This is a messenger RNA of Heterobasidion irregulare TC 32-1, 159 nucleotides long. RefSeq lists its product as uncharacterized. The coding region runs from base 1 to 159 and encodes 52 amino acids. The transcript has a single exon. Lineage: Eukaryota; Fungi; Basidiomycota; Agaricomycetes; Russulales; Bondarzewiaceae. The record is from RefSeq and is a predicted model, not a curated record.
AUGGGUGUAAAGCUUGGGUCCGAUAUCCGAAAUCCUUUAGCUAUUACAUCUGCAACAAGUGACUCGAUUCAAGAACCAACAAUACGAUCCAUGAACACAUAUAGACCAAGAAAUCAUAGGUAUUCGUCAUAUAACGCCCGUAGUAUCCAGCACUCAUAA